This is a messenger RNA of Brassica rapa (field mustard), 1256 nucleotides long. RefSeq lists its product as uncharacterized. Lineage: Eukaryota; Viridiplantae; Streptophyta; Magnoliopsida; Brassicales; Brassicaceae. The record is from RefSeq and is a predicted model, not a curated record.
UUCUACAUAUACAUGACUUGUCUUUCCCUUUCAUUUGCCACCAAAGAGAAAUGGUUUAAUGUUGUUUGUGCUGAUCUCUUUUUCGCAUUCUUACAUAUAUUAUCACUUGACUCAAAAAAAAAAAAACACUUUAAAAGGCACGAAAAUUUGCAUUGAUAGUAGAAGAAGAUUUUCUUUCUUGGCUCUACUUGUGUAAUAUUAUUUGGUGAUUUGAUCUAUAUUUGUCUCUCUCUCUUUAUCGAUCUAUGGAUUCACGAGCAAAAAGAAGUCAAUCUAGUAGCAGAAAGUCUCCUGCCAUGAGGCUAGAUGGGGAAGAUGAGUUUCAGGAAGAUAUAUGGUCAGUUUUGAGAGAAGCAAAAACUUCAGGUCAUGAAACAAAAAUACCCAAAAGUCAUUUUUCUUCACCAUCUUCUUCUACUUCUUUUACAUCUUCACCGUGGAACAUUCAUAGAAGCAAGGAUGUCUCAGGGGAAAAACAGUCAUCUGCACCUAUGAAUGUUCCUGAUUGGUCUAAGAUUUAUGGUAAUGCAAGGAGCAAGGAGAGGAGUAUUCAUAAUUUGCAUUCUCACGAUGAAGAUGAUGAUGAUGGUUGCAUGGUUCCUCCACAUGAAUGGGUUGCAAGAAAGCUAGCGAAAACACAGAUCUCAUCUUUCUCUAUGUGCGAAGGAGUUGGAAGAACACUCAAAGGAAGAGAUCUAAGCAAAAUGAGAAAUGCUGUUUUGACAAAAACUGGAUUCUUGGAGUAAGUAAAAUAUAAUAUCUCAUCAUCAUCAUCCAUGUGCAUCGAUCAUGAAUUCCAUAACUCUUGUUAACAUUAUCACCAUGAAAACUCUCAACUACAUGGCUUCCACAUCAUCUUCAUUAUCAAUGUCAUUGUCGUCAUCAUCAUGUGGGGAUCACUAAACCAAGAGGCUCUUUUUGUUGUUUAAUUAUUAUUGUGUUUCAGUGUGUUAUUUAGACUAGAUAAGUACCAUAGUGGUGAUGAUGACUUGUCAUCUCCAUGCAGGUCCCCUUUUAUUUUAUCUUCUGUUGUUUAUUUUGGGUUUCUCUUUGAAGUUUUAAUCAUCUAAAAUUAGAGCAUAGCUAGAGAACCAUGUCCUUUAGAACCUUUAGUUGGAUCCUCUUUGAGAUCUUCACCAUUUUUUGGUGAAAGUUUUUGUCUUUUGCUAUUAAUGUUCUAUAUUGAAGAUAUAUUUAAUUUACAUUGGAUUGUUUGGACUUAAAUAUAUUGAAGAUAUAUUUAAGUUCUUUGAUAA